Messenger RNA from Debaryomyces fabryi, 360 nucleotides. RefSeq lists its product as uncharacterized. Gene Ontology annotation, cellular component: transcription elongation factor complex. Gene Ontology annotation, molecular function: RNA polymerase II complex binding. The transcript has a single exon. NCBI's taxonomy places the organism in Eukaryota, Fungi, Ascomycota, Pichiomycetes, Serinales, Debaryomycetaceae. Gene Ontology annotation, biological process: transcription elongation by RNA polymerase II. Bases 1 to 360 code for a protein of 119 amino acids. The record is from RefSeq and is a predicted model, not a curated record.
AUGGGUAAAAGAAAAUCGUCAGCUAAACCGCAAAAGAAGAUAAAACAAAAGCUAGAUAUAACAUUUUCAUGUUUGUUUUGUAACCAUGAAAAGUCUGUCAUUUGUACAUUAGACAAAAAAAAUUCAUUAGGUGAAUUGCAUUGCAAGAUUUGUGGCCAAAGUUUCCAAACAGCUAUCCAUUCAUUAUCACAGCCAGUAGAUAUAUACUCAGAUUGGAUUGAUGCCUGUGAAGAUUUAGCAGAGGAAGCUGAAGCUACUGGUGCAGUACCAGAAGAAGAUAAUGGAGAAUAUAGUGAUGAAGAAUAUGGUGAUAAAAAGAGAAGAGAUCCAGCUCUUGAUUCUGAUGACGACGAUUAUUAA